This is a messenger RNA of Anoplopoma fimbria (sablefish), 1561 nucleotides long. It is a transcript of the gene chac1, whose product is annotated as ChaC, cation transport regulator homolog 1 (E. coli). Gene Ontology annotation, biological process: glutathione catabolic process. The transcript is spliced from 3 exons. NCBI's taxonomy places the organism in Eukaryota, Metazoa, Chordata, Actinopteri, Perciformes, Anoplopomatidae. The coding region runs from base 445 to 1035 and encodes 196 amino acids. The record is from RefSeq and is a predicted model, not a curated record. Gene Ontology annotation, molecular function: gamma-glutamylcyclotransferase activity; glutathione specific gamma-glutamylcyclotransferase activity. Gene Ontology annotation, cellular component: cytoplasm.
AACGCCACUGCGCCAUGUUAUCGAGGAGGAAAACGAGUGAAAACGUCGCUGCUGCUCCACCACGAACGCGUUUAAAUCUCCAUUACCACUAAAUAUAACCUCCAUAUUUUUAACUCAUCCUCUUUAAACCUCGCACAGUGGCCUACUGGCCCAAACUUGUCGUUUUCUCACCGUUUUCCAUUGGUUUUGAAGGCCGAAAUGGCUGCCAUGUGUUUUUAAAGGCGUAAUGCGGCAACACUAAUGCAUCGGGCAAUGCAUCAUGCACGGAGGAAACAGCUGCGAAACUCCAUCUUCGCCACUGCAAAGCAGCUGGGCUCCAGUACCGUCAGAGGUAUACCUGCGAGCCAGCCGGUGCCGCUGCUCCUGGACCGGAGGAGGAGGAGGAGGGGAGACCCUGAACACCAACACUAAUCAAUAACCAAUCAAUCAUCAAUAAUCAAUAACAUGAAGCCUCAAGACAUCGUCGCCGGGAAGCCCAGCAUGUGGAUCUUCGGGUACGGGUCUCUGGUGUGGAAGCCGGACUUCAAGUACAGGAGGAGCCAGGUGGGCUUCAUCCAGGGCUACAAGAGGCGCUUCUGGCACGGAGACAACUUCCACCGCGGAGACGACCAGCUGCCCGGAAGAGUGGUGACGCUGAUUGAAGAUGAUGACGCGAGCACUUGGGGUGUGGCGUUCGAGGUGACAGGCGCCGAGGUGGAAGAGUCCCUGAAGUACCUCACGGUGCGCGAGACGGUCCGCGGAGGCUACGUCACCAAGACGGUGGAGUUCUUCCCCGAGGGCGAGAACCAGCCCCCGGUUCAGGCGCUGGUGUACAUCGCCACGUCGGAGAACGCCCUGUACCUGGGGCCGGCCAGCCCGGAGAUGAUCGGAGUCCAGAUCGCCGUGAGCAGAGGGAAGACGGGCCACAACCUGGAGUACCUGCUCCGACUGGCGGAGUUCAUGAGGCUCAGCUGCCCACAGGUGGAGGACCAUCACCUGUUCUCCAUCGAGGCGGCGGCGCUGACCGUGGUGUCCUAUCUGUUAACGGCCCAGUAGCUCGUACCCUUUGUCUCACUAGCUUAAAUAGUGGAGGAACACAUCUCACACACACACACAUACAUGAAGUCCACCUGUAUUUAAUGUCGUAAAAUCUAACUACUGCUACUGAAAUAAUAAUAAUAAUAAUAAUAAAAGGGAAGCAUGAUAUUAGGUGUUUUUUUUUUUUUUUUUUUUUCUGAUUUAUGACCUCAUGUUCACAUUGUAGUGUUAACUCCUGUUGCACGUUGGUACAUCCCUUUACAAAAUGUAUGAAGAAUGGGUUGUUCUUUACUGUAAACAUCUGUGCAGUUUUGUUUAAAAAAAAAAAAAAAAAAAAAAAAGCACUUUAACAUUUUUGCACAUUUCAAAUAACGUCCGUUCCAAACUGAGUACACCAAGGAAUUGUGUGGCAAUUCCACAAAAAGCUGCUGUGGUGUUGUGUCUAUUUUUUUGUUUUGUUUUGUUUUUUUAAAGGCGCGGAUCUGUUUUAAAAAGUUGCUGUUGGCAACUUUUUUAUCCAGUUGCAAAUGCCAAUAAAAAGUCA